UGUUUCAGUUUGUUCUGCAGACGUACAGCCGCUGAUGGUGAAUAAAGAAGAGGUUCCCCCUGAGCAGCAGCAGUGGAGCCCCCUUGUGGACCAGGAGGACCAAAAGCCUCCCCACAUUAAAGAGGAACAGGAUGAACCGUGGACCAAUCAGGAUGGAGUGCAGCUUCAACAACUUGAGCAGGCUGAUAUCAAGUUCACAUGGACUGCUGUCACUAUAAAGAGUGAAGAAGAUGAAGAGAAACCUGAGUUGUCACAGCUUCAUCAGAGUCAGACUGAGGAGAACAGAGCGGACUGUGGAGAACAAGAACCAGCCAGGAACUCAGGUCCUGAUGGACAUUUACAACAAGUGUGUCCUGCUGACGUACAGCAACUGAUGGUGAAUAAAGAAGAGAUUCCCCCUGAGCAGCAGCAGUGGAGCCCCCUUGUGGACCAGGGGGACCAAAAGCCCCCCCACAUUAAAGCGGAACAGGAGGAACCUUGGACCAAUCAGGAGGGAGAACAACUUCAACAAUUUGAGGAGGCUGAUAUCAAGUUCACAUGGACUGCUGUCACUAUGAAGAGUGAAGAAGAUGAAGAGGAACCUGAGUUGUCACAGCUUCAUCAGAGUCAGACUGAAGGGAACAGAGCCGACUGUGGAGAACAAGAACCAGCCAGGAACUCAGUUCCUGAUGGACAUUUACAACAAGGUACUGAGGCCAAGAAUGAAGACAGUGAAGAUGAUUGGAUGCAGACCAGGGAACCUCAGUCUGGUUUAAAUACAAAAAAUAGCAAACAGUCUCUAAAUGAUAUGAAAUGUAAAACUGGUAAGAAAGAAUUUGGUUGUUCUGAGUGUGGUAAAAGAUUCAAACGAAAGUGGGAUCUAACUGAACAUAUGUGGGACCAUACAGGAGAGAGACCAUUUAGUUGCUCUGAGUGUGAUCAAAGAUUCAAACGAAAGAGCCAUCUAACUCUACAUAUGAGGAUUCAUACAGGUGAGAAACCGUUUAGUUGCGCCGAGUGUGGUAAAAGACUCAGACGAAAUUGCAAUCUAACUGAACAUAUGAGGAUUCAUUCAGGAGCAAAACCGUUUAGUUGCUCUGAGUGUGGUAAAAGAUUCAAACGAAAAGGCGAGCUAACUGUACAUAUGAGGACUCAUACUGGAGAGAAACCGUUUUGUUGCUCCGAGUGUGGUAAAAGAUUCAAACGAAAGUGGGAUCUAACUGAACAUAUGUGGUACCAUACAGGAGAGAGACCAUUUAGUUGCUCUGAGUGUGAUCAAAGAUUCAAACAAAAGGGCGAGCUAACUGUACAUAUGAGGAUUCAUACAGGACAUAAACUGUUUAGUUGCUCCGAGUGUGGUAAAAGAUAUCUUCAAAAGGGCCUACUAACUGUACAUAUGAGGACUCAUACAGGAGAGACACCGUUUAGUUGCUCUGAGUGUGGUAGAAGAUUCAAACGAAAGGGGGAUCUAACUGAACAUAUGUGGGACCAUACAGGAGAGAGACCAUUUAGUUGCUCUGAGUGUGAUCAAAGAUUCAAUCGAAAGGGCCAUCUAACUCUACAUAUGAGGAUUCAUACAGGUGAGAAACCGUUUAGUUGCGCCGAGUGUGGUAAAAGACUCAGACGAAAUUGCGAUCUAACUGAACAUAUGAGGACUCAUUCAGGAGCAAAACCGUUUAGUUGCUCUGAGUGUGAUCAAAGAUUCAAACGAAAGGGCGAGCUAACUGUACAUAUGAGGACUCAUACAGGAGAGAAACCGUUUAGUUGCGCCGAGUGUGGUAAAGGAUUUCUACAAAAGGGCCUACUAACUGUACAUAUGAGGACUCAUACAGGUAGAAAGCAUUUAGUUGCGCCUAGUGUGGUAAAAGAUUUAGACUAAUGGGUAAUCUAACUGCAUAUGAUUUAGCCUGGGUGCCAGACGACCUUAGCCCCGCCCACAACAUUUGAGUUUCGGAAGUUCGGUCUGGCAUUGCUCCGUUGGGGAGAAACUAUGAUCGAACAGAAGCUGUUCUGACCAAUCAAAUUGUCAGGGCGGGCUUUAUACGAUGAUGGACAGAUGAUCUACAGUGGCGUAAUCAAUCACGUCACCAAACAGCGCUGCCUGCCGCUGGAGAGCUGAGAUGUGUCGAUGCUGCCAUUGAGUCUGUUUCAGCAGACAUCGACAGCGCAUUCAUUUUGAAACAGGAACAGAGGAACGCGAUCAAGGCAUUUGUAGAACGAAAAGAUGUUUUUGCCGUCCUUCUACGGGAUUCGGAAAAAGUUUUAUUUAUCAGCUGGCCCCGAUGCUGCGGCCACA
This is a messenger RNA of Limanda limanda (common dab), 2275 nucleotides long. RefSeq names its product gastrula zinc finger protein XlCGF57.1-like. The transcript is spliced from 2 exons. Gene Ontology annotation, molecular function: RNA polymerase II cis-regulatory region sequence-specific DNA binding; DNA-binding transcription factor activity. Gene Ontology annotation, biological process: regulation of transcription by RNA polymerase II. Bases 35 to 1858 code for a protein of 607 amino acids. Lineage: Eukaryota; Metazoa; Chordata; Actinopteri; Pleuronectiformes; Pleuronectidae. The record is from RefSeq and is a predicted model, not a curated record.